AUGAAGCUGAGCUGUGUCCUGGGGGCAUGGGCUCUUUAUGUCUGUCCUGCAGUGCUCCUGGCAACCCAGAUGUUCCCAGCUGGAUGUCAUGCUGCUGCCAGUUCAGAGACUCUGAAAUGUGAAGGACCUGUCAGCACUGACCUUAGCAGCUGCCACACUGAUGAGGAAGAGGAGGAUGUGAUCCAUUCCGGUGACACUGACUUCCAGAUCAAGGGCUACAAGUUCAGCAAACCCUUCCAUCUCAUCGUUUCCUAUGACUGGCUGAUCCUCCAAAGUCCAGCUACAGCCAUAUUUGAAGGAGACCCACUGGUUCUGCACUGUCGUGCCUGGCAAGACUGGCCCCUGACUCAGGUCAUCUUCUACCGAGAGGGCUCAGCCCUGGGUCCUCCUGGACCUAAAAGAGAAUUCUCUAUCGAUGUGGUACAAAUGUCAGACAGUGGACUCUACCAUUGCAGUGGCAUCUUCAGAAGCCCUGGUCCUGGGGGCCGAGAGACGGCCUCCCCUGUGGCUAUCACAGUCCAAGAAUUGUUCCCAGCCCCAAUUCUCAAAGCCUCACCUUCUAAUGAGCUCCACGAAGGAGGCUCAGUGACCCUGAGCUGUCAGACAAAGCUGUCCCUGCAGAGGUCAUCUUCCCGCCUCCUCUUCUCUUUCUACAAGGAUGGACAGACUCUGAGUAUCGAAGACAUCUCUUCAGAACUCCAGAUCAACAAAGCUUCAGAAGAGCACUCCGGCUCCUACUGGUGCCAGGCAGCUACUGAGGACAGGCAAGUUUGGAAGCAGAGCUCUCAGCUGGAGAUCCGGGUGCAGGGUGAGUUAAUGUGUAUGUCUCCUCCCAUCUUAAAUCCAGCUCUUCAGAAACCAACUGCUUCAGAGACUCCUCCUACGGAGCCCCCUGGUCCUCCGCCUCCGCCACCCACUCCUUCUGCAGAACACCUGAGAUUCUCCUCCUCCGACCCCCACUUCCAUCACCAGAUGCGCCUUCUUCUCAAACAAAUGCAGGAUGUAAAAGUUCUGCUUGGUCACCUGGUCAUGGAGUUGAGGGACUUGACUGUCUACCUGAAGCCUGGUGUCACGAAGGCUGCUGACAAAUGA
Molecule: messenger RNA, 1092 nt
Organism: Arvicola amphibius (Eurasian water vole)
Lineage: Eukaryota; Metazoa; Chordata; Mammalia; Rodentia; Cricetidae
Gene: Fcrla
Product: Fc receptor like A
Exons: 6
Coding region: 1-1092 (363 amino acids)
Biological process (GO): cell surface receptor signaling pathway
Molecular function (GO): transmembrane signaling receptor activity
Source: RefSeq, a predicted model, not a curated record